AUUAUUGAAGUUGCAUCUGAAAAGACACGCUGGAGAAAACCCCCACAAAUGUGAUGUUUGUUCAAAGGCAUUUGAAAAUACUUCCAACCUCAAAGCACAUUAUACAACGCAUACAGGAGAAAAAAAGUAUGAAUGUGAUGUAUGUUUCAAAGCUUUUGCCCGCAACGGUGAUCUUAAACGGCAUUACAAUAUACAUACUGGAGAAAAUGAAUACAAAUGCGAUAUAUGUUUCAAAAUAUUUACACAGAAAUCAAAUCUUCAACACCAUCAUAAGAUCCAUACUGGAGCAGAACGCUACAAAUGUGAUAUUUGUUCUAAAUCAUUUUUAUUGAAAUCAAAUUUUGAAAGACACUAUGAAAUACAUUCUGCAUUGCGGAAAAAAAACUACAAAUGUGAUAUUUGUUUUAAAGCAUUUGCACAAAAAGCAGACCUCAAAAAGCAUUUUAAAAGACACACUGGAGAAAAGGAAUACAAAUGUAAUAUUUGUUUAAAAGCAUU
Owenia fusiformis is the source of this 498-nucleotide messenger RNA. The record is from the annotation of a GenBank genome assembly. NCBI's taxonomy places the organism in Eukaryota, Metazoa, Annelida, Polychaeta, Sabellida, Oweniidae.